Messenger RNA from Arachis ipaensis, 660 nucleotides. The record is from RefSeq and is a predicted model, not a curated record. Lineage: Eukaryota; Viridiplantae; Streptophyta; Magnoliopsida; Fabales; Fabaceae.
CAGCUGAGACUUACUAAGUAGUUGCAUUCUUUUUUUUAUUUUAUUGGUAGAAGUAAGGCCAACAGCUUCAUACUACUGUCAAGCUCAGGGGAUCAAAGUAUCAUUUAGCUUCAAAGAGUAGUGCACUUUCAUUUAAGCAAAAUAAGCAUGGUUGAUUAUGGUGUGGAAAGAAAGAAGUCAAUGGAAGCACGCUACUAUUAUGGCAUCGUAUUCCUGAUAAUGAAUCUUGUUACCUGGUUUUUCCGUGACUAUGGCCAAACUGUCUUCUUACCUUGGCUUCAUUAUAUAAAAGUUUGCGGAAAUGAAGGAGAAGAAUGUUUUCAUUCACUGGGAGUUCUGCGUGUGAGUUUAGGAUGCUAUAUAUUUUUCCUAGUUAUGUUUCUUACUACAGUUAAGACAAGAAAAUUAUGUGAAGCUCGGAAUUCAUGGCACUCUGGAUGGUGGGGAUUGAAGUCUAUUUUAUUACUUGUAUCAAUGGCACUCCCAUUCUUGUUGCCUUCAGAAUUUGUUCAAAUAUAUGGUGAAAUUGCACGUAUUGGUGCUGGAAUUUUUCUUUUUCUACAGCUUGUUAGUGUUGUCCAUUUUAUCACAUGGUGGAGUCACUACUGGAUUCCAGACGAAGAAAUAAGGAGAAUAGAGAUAAUCAGAUUCGAGUUUUAA